AUGGUUCCGCCGCGUUAUGACUAUGUUGCCCUUUUUAAGACCUAUGCCCGGGGCAAGCCUUGGGUCUUUGACCUUGGUAAAGCAGCAGGUGGUGAUGGCAUCACAGGGGAACUUCUGCGUGCUGAUGUAGUUCGAGCUGCUAGGCAGCUCCUUCCUGUCAUUAUGAAGUCAGCGUUACGUGCCAGAGAGCCUGUCACAUUUCGUGGCGGUGGCUUAGUGCUCCUCGCUAAGCGAGCUUCCAGUAUGCUGACUUGCGACAACUAUCGCUCAAUCCUCAUUUCAUCCGUGCCAGCUAAAGUCUAUCACCGUUGCCUCAGGGAACAGCUCCAGCCUACAUUUCAGGCCCACCGUGCUGCCUUUCAAGGUGGCGUCUUGCCAGGGCAAGGCAUUGAGCUGAUCUCUUUAGCUGCCAAGACCUUCUUCCGCAUGUGCAACGCCUCUCAGCGUCGGGCAGCCAUCAUCUUUUUUGAUUUGCGUGCUGCCUUUUACCAGGUCUUACGGCAGUUGCUUGUGGAUACCAAUGAGUGCGAAGUUGCCCUUCUCCGGCUCUUUCAUCGCCUUGCGCUCCCUCCUGCGGCCAUCCAGGAGCUGAGAGACCAUCUCUGCAAGGCUACAGAGCUCGAAAGGGCUGAAGCAAGUAGCCACACCAGAGCGUUGAUUGCCGACCUUUUUAAAGGGAGCUGGUUCAGGCUGUCUGGCAGUAGCUUGCUCACGGUCACUUCACGUGGCACCAGACCAGGAGAUCCUACAGCCGACAUCCUUUUCGCCUUCACGCUGACAGCAUUUGUCAGAAGAACGGCCCAGGUGCUCAAAGAGGCAGGACUCUGUGCUGACAUACCCUUUUGCACGCAGCGACACCCAGCUAUCGACCACCAGGGUGCAGUCACUCUGGAUUGCCCUUCAUGGGCUGACGAUUUUUUGGGUCCUCAGACUGCCCCAGACGAUAGUCUUCUUCUACAACGUGUAAGGUCCAGUGUCGCCUGUCUAUCUGGGCAUGCCACUGGUCUCGGGAUGACGGUCAAGUACGGCGUUGAAAAAACAGCGGUCCUCCUUCCGGCGACCAUCCACCAGAGUUCCCCUCUCCUUGACCGCAACGAGGAGGGGCAAGCCGGGGUGCUGUUCACUGAUCCUACCUCGACUGCCGCGCAAUUUUUGCCGGCUGUUGCGGCAUACAGGCACCUAGGUGGUAUCAUUACAGCCAAUGGUGACCCUGUGCCAGACCUCCAUUUGAGGACUGCCGCAGAUUCACAAGAGCAUAGCUAUACUGUGCUGCUCGCUGCAGCUGCGCCCCCACCACCACUUGCGCUUGCUCAGGCCAGAGCAUCCCUGCUCACUAAGCUAUUCCUUCGUGGACCCGCAGAGCUCUUGGCACUGCUCUUUGACCAUUGGGUCACUCACCCCAGAUCCUCAUGGCUAUCCCAGCUGCAGCAGGACUUCCAGUGUGUCAGCCUGUACGUUCCCUCCGUCAAGCAUUGUGUUUCGACGAGCGACGUUGUACCAGGCAUCCUGGCUUCACUGUCCGAGGACCGGUUGUGGUGGCCUAAGCAGGUCAAGCAGGCGUGCAAAAUCUUCCAGGCUGACCUGGAAAGGUGGAACCAGCUUCGCAAGCUUUCGAAGCCUUUGAAGCCUACUGCUAAGGCCGCAGUUGUUACUCCUGAAGACUGCCCGUUUGUUUGCCGCCUUUGCAGCGCUUCCUUUCCCUUGCGCAAACAUCUUCAUGCGCACAUGGCGAAGUCGCAUCAGAUUUACAGCCCAGCAAGGCAUUUUGCCAUAGGACCACGCUGUGAAGCUUGCAUGAGACACUAUGGACGUAUCAGCCAAGUGCAACAGCACUUAAAGCAGUCCUCUGAGUGCCUCCUGCGUUGCCUGUUUCUGUUCCGUCCCCUUGAGGUAGACGAGAUCCACCAACUGGAGCAGCCGGACAAGCAGAACCGCAAGGCUGUCGCCAGCGGUAAGUGGCAACAAUUCCGAUGCAGUGGCCCGCCACAACGUGUGCCUGUGGAGUUUGGCCCACGCUUGCCGACUGCAGCAGAGCGUCGUGUGCCGCCUGAUCCUACAGAGCAGGCUCGCCUCAGCACUCUUGGCAAGCAUUACAUCCCUUCUGCCGACUGUCAAGCUUGGAUUACCGGGCACGUCGAUGCUAAGAGCCAAGAGGCUCCCCGCCAGUCGGCGUGCACUUUCUGGCAGAAGCGACCCGUUUCACCCAGCAGAAUUUAG
Symbiodinium necroappetens is the source of this 2217-nucleotide messenger RNA. The record is from the annotation of a GenBank genome assembly. NCBI's taxonomy places the organism in Eukaryota, Dinophyceae, Suessiales, Symbiodiniaceae.